AUGAGCCAAAAUCUUACCCUUCAAUCGACAACCGACGAGCGCAGCGGCGUGGUCCAUGCAGACGCAGAACGCGAGGGCGAGACGCUGCUCGACACACCCGGCACCGCGUUCGAAUGCGAGACGGAGCGCGACGCCGCGGGCGACAUAGAAAGCGCGCCUCUAUAUCCGAAUCCUGGUCUGCUGGCAGGAGAACGCGAGAACGCGCGUCCGCUCUCCAAGGCCGACCCGCUCGAGCUGACGGGCGGGAAUUGGUCCUAGUCCGAUCCGGUUGCUGGGGGUGUCGAUGCAUCUGAGCCCGACUCAGAGUACAAGUUGGAAUUGUUGGACGCGGAAGCAAAGCCGCCGAGGGCAGCCAAGCUCGCGCUGGAGCCUGCCUCGGACUCGGCAACAGGCGGGGUGGACCUCCCUACUCCUCGGAGC
Coniophora puteana RWD-64-598 SS2 is the source of this 420-nucleotide messenger RNA. RefSeq lists its product as uncharacterized. The transcript is spliced from 2 exons. The coding region runs from base 1 to 258 and encodes 85 amino acids. Lineage: Eukaryota; Fungi; Basidiomycota; Agaricomycetes; Boletales; Coniophoraceae. The record is from RefSeq and is a predicted model, not a curated record.